Lactuca virosa is the source of this 1666-nucleotide messenger RNA. The record is from the annotation of a GenBank genome assembly. Lineage: Eukaryota; Viridiplantae; Streptophyta; Magnoliopsida; Asterales; Asteraceae.
AUGCUCAUCCCAUCUAAAAGAACAGAAUGGUCAAAGUUUUGUCUGAUUUUAACACUCAUACGUCAUAAGUUGACCUUCAUAUUUCAUACCAGUAAUCCAACCUCUGGAAAUCAGAGGAAGAAGACGAAGACGAAGAAGCAUCAUCCAAUUGCUGGAACCAUGUUCAAUCAGCUUCUUAACUUCAACAGAUUGCAUGAUUACAUGACUGACCUUGCUAAAAAACACAAAACUUAUCGAUUGAUUAGUCCUUUCCGCUACGAGGUUUAUACAUCUGAUCCAGUUAACGUUGAGUACAUCCUCAAGACAAAUUUCGAAAAUUAUGUCAAGGGAACAUAUACCCAUGACAUUCUAAAAGAUCUUCUUGGUGAUGGAAUCUUCACCGUUGAUGGUGACAAGUGGCGAGAGCAGAGAAAGGUCUCAAGCUAUGAGUUCUCCACAAAAGUCUUGAGAGAUUUUAGCAGUGUAAUUUUCAGAAAAAAUGCAGUAAAACUCGCGCAUAUAUUAUCUGAAGCAGCUAGUAACAAUCAAAUUCUCGAUAUAAACGACUUUUUCAUGAAAGCGACAUUGGAUUCAAUAUUUAAAGUUGCAUUUGGGAUCGAUCUUGAUAGCAUGUGUGGUUCAAGUGAAGAAGGUGUAAGAUUUAGUAAUGCUUUUGAUGAGUCAAGUGCAAUGACACUCAAAAGAUACGUAGAUAUAACAUGGAAAAUCCAGAAAUUUUUCAACAUCGGAUCAGAAGCAAAGUUAAAGGAAAGUAUUAAAGUGGUUGAUGAGUUUGUUUAUAAACUUAUAAAGAUGAAAACCGAACAAAUGCACAAGAAUCAAGAUGAUUUUUCGUGGAAAAGAGAAGACAUUCUAUCAAGGUUUCUUCAAAUCAAUGACACAGAUCCCAAGUACUUACGAGAUAUAAUACUAAACUUUAUAAUUGCUGGAAAAGACACAACAUCUACAGCUAUGACUUGGUUUAUUUACAUGCUUUGCAAACAUCCUGAGAUCCAAGAUAAAGUUGCAAAAGAAAUCAAAGAAGCAAUCAACUUUAAAAAUGAUGUAACAAAUGUUGAAGAAUUUGCAAAUGUUGUGAGUGAAGAAGCAUUAGAAAAGAUGCAUUAUCUCCAUGCAGCUUUGACAGAAACUCUCAGACUCUUUCCUGCAGUUCCAGUGGAUGCGAAGAUAUGUGCUUCAGAUGAUGUUUUACCUGAUGGAUAUAAUGUAAAUAAAGGGGACAUGGUGGCUUAUCAACCAUAUGCAAUGGGAAGAAUGAAGUUUUUAUGGGGUGAAGAUGCACAACAAUUUAAACCAGAAAGAUGGAUUGAUGAAAAUGGUUGCUUUAGGCCCGAAAGUCCAUUUAAAUUUACUGCUUUUCAGGCAGGACAAAGAAUUUGUUUGGGUCGAGAAUUUGCAUAUAGGCAAAUGAAGAUUUUUGCAUCCAUUUUAUUAGGUUGCUUUGUUUUUAAGCUAAGUGAUGAAAACAAAACUUCAAAGUACAAAACAAUGCUUAAUCUUCACAUCGAUGGUGGAUUGCAUGUUUGUGUUUUCAGUAGAUACGUGUGAUAUAUACUAAUAUGACACUUUAACUUGUAAGUAUAAUGUAUGUUUGUACUUUGUAAUAUGACACUUUAACUUGUAAGUAUAAUGUAUGUUUGUACUUUGUAAUAAACGUGUUCGUGAA